Cyclopterus lumpus (lumpfish) is the source of this 1155-nucleotide messenger RNA. RefSeq names its product vegetative cell wall protein gp1-like. The record is from RefSeq and is a predicted model, not a curated record. The transcript has a single exon. The annotation marks the transcript as partial. NCBI's taxonomy places the organism in Eukaryota, Metazoa, Chordata, Actinopteri, Perciformes, Cyclopteridae.
CCUCCUCCUGCACCUGCUCCUCCUCCUGCUCCUGCACCUGCUCCUGCACCUGCUCCUCCCCCUCCUCCUGCUCCUGCACCUGCUCCUGCACCUCCCCCUCCUCCUGCUCCUGCACCUGCACCUCCUCCUGCUCCUGCUCCUGCACCUGCUCCUGCACCUGCUCCUCCUCCUGCUCCUCCUCCUGCUCCUGCACCUGCUCCUGCACCUGCUCCUCCCCCUCCUCCUGCUCCUGCUCCUGCACCUGCUCCUGCACCUCCCCCUCCUCCUGCUCCUGCACCUGCUCCUGCUCCUGCACCUCCUCCUGCACCUGCUCCUGCACCUCCUCCUGCUCCUGCACCUGCUCCUGCACCUGCUCCUGCACCUCCCCCUCCUCCUGCUCCUGCUCCUGCACCUGCUCCUGCACCUGCUCCUCCCCCUCCUCCUGCUCCUGCACCUGCUCCUGCACCUGCACCUGCUCCUCCUCCUGCACCUGCACCUGCACCUGCACCUGCUCCUCCCCCUCCUCCUGCUCCUGCACCUGCUCCUGCACCUGCACCUGCUCCUCCCCCUCCUCCUGCACCUGCACCUGCUCCUCCCCCUCCUCCUGCUCCUGCACCUGCUCCUGCACCUGCACCUGCUCCUCCCCCUCCUCCUGCACCUGCACCUGCACCUGCUCCUGCACCUGCUCCUGCACCUGCUCCUCCUCCUGCUCCUCCUCCUGCUCCUGCACCUGCUCCUGCACCUGCUCCUCCCCCUCCUCCUGCUCCUGCUCCUGCACCUGCUCCUGCACCUCCCCCUCCUCCUGCUCCUGCUCCUGCACCUGCUCCUGCUCCUGCACCUCCUCCUGCACCUACUCCUGCACCUCCUCCUGCUCCUGCACCUGCUCCUGCACCUGCUCCUGCACCUCCCCCUCCUCCUGCUCCUGCUCCUGCACCUGCUCCUGCACCUGCUCCUCCCCCUCCUCCUGCUCCUGCACCUGCUCCUGCACCUGCACCUGCUCCUCCCCCUCCUCCUGCACCUGCACCUGCACCUGCACCUGCUCCUCCCCCUCCUCCUGCUCCUGCACCUGCUCCUGCACCUGCACCUGCUCCUCCCCCUCCUCCUGCACCUGCACCUGCUCCUCCCCCUCCUCCUGCUCCUGCACCUGCUCCUGCACCUGCACCUGCUCCUCCCCCU